AAGGUUUUAAAAGACUGUACUCGCAAAAACUAAACUCCCCGGCUCCCGUCUCGUUCCAGAGGGUCUUUGAUGGAAUUUGCUUUUCCGGACAACGUUGUCGUUUUGUGUCGUCAUUGUCCCCGUGCGCUUGAGGUAUUUCGAGUUGUUCCUACUUCAUAGUUUCCAAACAAAAUUACAGAGAUUAAGGCGAAGAAUAGAGCCCACAUGCCUGGCGGUUGCAGCAUCAGAGCUCUGUGGAUCAUCAACAAUCUCGACGGCGUAAUUUUCUCCAGGAGAUUUCCGGUGGUGGAGAGGCAGUGGCGAGCUGCUUGCAAGACCGAAAACGAGAGUUCAAAUGAGGAUCCGGUUAAGUACACUGCUCUACCCGUGCUUCCAAAUGAUUCAGAGAUAGCUGCUGCAUUUAUGGAGCGGAAGAAAAGUCAGGGCUCAACACGUGGGUAUGGCAUAAGGGUGACUCAGUCAGCUCAAGGAUCUGACUCCUGGGUUGAUGACCCCAUUAUGCGUCAUAUAAUAAGCCUUCGUAUAGGCGCAGAGGAGGAAGGAGAGAGUUAUCUAUUAUGGCCUUUAGUUUUGCAUGUAAGGGGACCUUAUUGCGUUCUUGCUUUGCCUUUGAUUGAGCCAAGGCAUUUAAAAGUGUAUUCAAGAUUAUGCUGUAGAUCUGAUUGUGGAAAUGCUGUUGGAGUGGACGAAAGCAUAUCUUCUCUCCUGCUUGAUCUUCCAUCCAUCACAGGGGCAUUUAUGGUAGCACUUGCUAUUGGUGAUAUAAUUACUGGUGAUAUGGUAGAUCCAGAGGUGGUUGUAAGUGUGUCACCAUCUGUGGGAGGACUGUUGGAUUCCUUAACUGGAAGCAUAGGGAUAUCGGGCAUCUCCUCCAGGGCAAAACCAGUGGCUGCACCAGUUGCAUCAGCCACUCCAUCCAGCACUGCUGCAAUUGGAGCUGUUGCAUCAGAUGCUCCAAAAAUUGGUUCAAGGCCAUUGGAUAAAGAUGCACUUCGAAAUUUCAUAAGCAGUGCAAUGCCCUUUGGUACUCCCUUGGACCUCAACUACUCCAAUAUUUUUGCUAUCAAGGCUAAUGGCUUUUCUUCAUCAGAUGUGCCCCCAACAGACUUGAAACAACCAGCAUGGAAACCAUACCUUUACAAAGGAAAGCAAAGAAUACUAUUCACAGUUCAUGAGACUGUUCAUGCUGCCAUGUAUGACAGAGAUGACAUUUCAGAUACCAUAUCCAUUGCUGGCCAAAUAAAUUGUCGAGCAGAAUUGGAAGGCUUGCCUGAUGUAUCGCUUCCUUUGACCGGGUUGAGCAAGGCUCAUGUUGAGGUCUUAUCAUUCCAUCCAUGUGCUCAAGUUCCAGAACAUGGUGUGGAUAAACAUGCUAUCAUGUUUUCACCACCACUUGGCAAUUUUGUUUUGGUGCGUUACCAGGCAAAUUGUGCCUUCGGUCCUCCAGUAAUGGGGUUUUACCAGUUGUCAAUGGUCUCUGAGGAUGAAGGUGCAUUUCUAUUCAAGUUGCGGAUAAUGGAAGGUUACAAGUCUCCUUUAGCAAUGGAAUUCUGUAAUGUGACUAUGCCUUUUCCAAGAAGAAGAGUUGUGUCUUUUGAAGGGACACCUUCUGUUGGAGCUGUUUCAACAACAGAGCAUUCAGUUGAAUGGAAAAUUAUUCCAAGUGGCAGGGGUCUCACGAGAAGUAUUGAAGCAACUUUCCCUGGAACAGUCCGAUUUGCGCCAUGGCAAAUUCAAAGAGUGCCUUCCUCAAAGUCUGGUUCUGGAAACAUGAGUGAUGGAGAUAGUGAUGUUGAGGCAGAGAGUGCAAACAAUAUGGUAAAUGUGGAGGAAUUCUUAAUGGAGAAAAUGAGCAAGAAUCUUCCACCAGUUGAUCUAGAGGAGCCAUUUUGCUGGCAAGCAUAUAAUUAUGCUAAAGUGUCUUUCAAGAUAACUGGGGCUUCAUUAUCUGCAAUGUCCAUUGAUCCGAAAUCUGUGAGCAUUUAUCCAGCUGUUAAAGCGCCUGUGGAGUUGUCAACUCAGGUUACUUCUGGGGAUUAUAUAUUGUGGAAUACAUUGGGGAAGUGUCCAUCUGCAGCAACAGCUUAGCUUAAGCACAUGGAUUUUGUCGCAAAGCUUGCCAUUGCCAAUCAGCUACAGCGUGCCUGCAUGCUUUGAAAUUCUGUGCGUGUUGACUGGUAAUUACUUAGCCAGAUUCAGGUUUUUGAUAUUUGUCAGUCUGUUGAUGCUCAUCAUAUAGUCUGCGGAGCCUAUUAGAGUAUUGAGAAAUGAGGAUAAAUGUCAGAUAUUGGUGGGUUGGCUAUAUGAAGGACAAUUUUUUGGGAAUGUUGUAAAUUUCCGAAACGGUACAUUUUCUGUUAGAAUUGAGCCGUCAUGUCUUUCUACUGGAUUUAUUGGGAGAAUGGCUGUGGCACAGCCUAAUUCAAGCAGUCAAGUGCUUCCAUCUUUGCUGCUCAUGUUUUUCCAUAUUCUGUAAUAUAAUGAUUGGUUGGUAAUUUCGUUGUUGUAAUUGCCUUUUAUCGUUAGUGUUGCUCAGUUCGAUCCGCAAAAAUAAACCAAUAAUAGUUUUUUUUAUAUUAAGAAAAUAUAUUUAAUAUAAAUAAUAUUUUU
This is a messenger RNA of Manihot esculenta (cassava), 2610 nucleotides long. RefSeq names its product AP-5 complex subunit mu. NCBI's taxonomy places the organism in Eukaryota, Viridiplantae, Streptophyta, Magnoliopsida, Malpighiales, Euphorbiaceae. Gene Ontology annotation, biological process: endosomal transport. The coding region runs from base 205 to 2088 and encodes 627 amino acids. The transcript has 8 exons. The record is from RefSeq and is a predicted model, not a curated record. Gene Ontology annotation, cellular component: lysosome; AP-type membrane coat adaptor complex; cytosol.